Molecule: messenger RNA, 2933 nt
Organism: Saccostrea cuccullata (small rock oyster)
Lineage: Eukaryota; Metazoa; Mollusca; Bivalvia; Ostreida; Ostreidae
Product: ankyrin-3-like
Exons: 2
Coding region: 77-2551 (824 amino acids)
Molecular function (GO): protein binding
Source: RefSeq, a predicted model, not a curated record
GUGGGAAAUCCUCCGGAUCCACAGAUGUCAAGCUCUAAACCAGCUGUAUAUAUUCUUUGUCUUGUGUUAUCGUAGUAUGGAAAAUAACAGCGAUAAGGGAGAUUUCGAGAAAACCCUUGCAAAUUUUAUGAAACACAAGUUAAAUGAAAUACCCGAAUCCCCCAUAAUCCAUCAGCUAGUUAGAUCUAGAAAUGAGGAGAAACUUCUAGAAUAUAUCACAGGCGGAUGUGACGUCAAUAUACAGAAUCAUGACGGAUCAACGGCUCUUUAUGUUGCCGUAGAUGAAGGAAAUGAUAGAGCAGUAGAAAUUCUUGUGCAAAAUGGAGCUGUUAUCAACACAAAGAAGAAUCCGAUGCAUGCCAUUAAAAAUGUGGCCAUUGCACAUUUACUGCUUCAGUCCAAAGGUGACGUCCAUGCAAGAGAUGAAUAUGGAAAUACUCCAUUGCAAUUUGUGAUAAAAUCAUAUUCACGUGAAAAAGAAAAUUUGGUUGAGUUGCUUUUGUCUCAUGGUGCAGAUAUACACAGUAGAAAUGCUAGUGGCCAAACAAUACUGCACGUUCUAUGUUCGUGCUUUGUAAAAGAACCAGAAAGUUCGAUACUGACUCAAAAGCUGAUCGAGAUAGGCGCAUGUGUAAAUUCCAAAGAUUCUCACAACAGAUCACCAUUACACUUAGCUGUCAUAAAUCAGUACUCGUAUAAGUACAAAACUAUCAAUAUCUUGAGAAAUUAUGGAGCUUCGCUCUCAGACUUAGAUUUGCAAGGACUUAAUCCCAUACACCACUUCAUUGACGAAUCGGGAGGAUGUUCAUACGACGAAGAAGACAUAUCGAUGAAAUUCAUCGACUCUUUCCUUGUUGAUGAGCACACUGCAAGUUUGCGCACCACAAAGGGACAGACCAUUUUGCAUCUUGCCAUCCAAGAAGUCCCGCUGGAAAUUCUCAAGUACCUCGUGAAAAAAGGAUGUCAACUCCAUGUUAAAGAUAAUCAAAAACAAUGUCUUCUGCAUUACCUUCUCGAAAGAGUGGAAUGCGCAGAUAUAUUAGAUUACCUAGUUGGUAGGGGACUUGAUGUGAAUGGUCGUAAUGUUUGGGGACAAACAGUUUUGCAUCUUGCUGUUGAGGAAGGUAAUACAGAACUUAUAAAAGGUCUUGUUCAACAUGGGGCUGACUUACAUGCGAAGGAUUUAAGUGCAAAGCAACCCUUACAUGUCGCUGCCGAAAACGGAUGGGAUCAAAUAGUUGAUUUCCUUAUAAAGGAGGGAGCAGAUAUUAAUUCACUUGACAAAUACCAAUCCACCCCUCUUCAUUUUGCUGCUUGGAAUAAUCAGUCAACGAUUGCAUUAACCCUGAUUAAAGCUGGUUGUGAUGUUGAUCUCCGAGAUAGCUGUGGACAAACUGCGUAUGAUGUCGCAGAGUUUAGAUCAAAUUUUGAUUUUCUGCAGUUUUAUCAAAAACACUACCGUCUUCAAAAUUUAAAACAAAUAAGCAAGUUUUCAAAACAUGCUAAUGAAUAUAUGACAUUGGAAACGUUUGAAGGCAUCAUAGAAUCAAAGGAAAAACUGGAAGACACAGAAAAUGUAAAGGAGUUUCUAAACAACUUAAUAAGAUUAUCCCCCACUGGAAUUGUAUACGAUGAUCCUGAAGCUGCUGAAAUUCGGGAUGCCAUUGAACAUUUUACCCAAUACAUUGCAAAGUGUCUGUCUGAAAGUGAUCCAAAAUGGAAAUGCACUGUUCAUUAUGCAGGAAGUUCUUACGAAGGGACAAAAACACUUUAUCCAGACGAAUUUGAUUUCAUCUUUUGUUUUGAUGAACUUAGUGAAAAUACAUUUUCACAAUUUGAAGAGGAGGAUGUUGAGGAAAGAGUUCAUCUUAUUUUUGAAGGAGGUGCUGAGAUCGAGGAAACAUGCCCAUCUGUUUCGGAUUAUACCCGCAUUUUUCUGUCAAAGCAUACAAAUCACUCAUACUCGGAACUCAUCGAGAAAGAAUCGAUGAUGAUCACAACUGAUGCGAUGCUGGAAGUUUUUACGCAAAUAGUAACCAACAUAGUGUACAGGGAAAACUUCCCCAAGAAUGACCGACUCAUAAUAAAAGACGUUAGAUUUGACCCAAAAGUAGUUUUUCAAUGGCAAGGUUCUAGGUAUAAAAGUCUGGAAAUAAAUGUGGAUUUUGUUCCAGCGGUGCGUCUACAAUCCUGGUCAAACAAAACGAGAAUCAGCUCAGAACUCUUCAGCUCUGAUUUGAUGCGUCUGCCUUGCCUUGCUGUUCCAAAAAAGACAAGUGAAGAAGAUGACAACCUUUGGAGGUGCUCUUUGUCGCUUGUGGAAACAGCACUGAUGAAAAGAUGUCUUCCACAUAUCAGAAAUAGCUACAUCGCUGCAAAGUCCUUGACCAAUUCAGCUGUUUGUCCCGCUGUUUGCUUUGGUGACAACAAGACAGCCAAGGAUUAUUAUUACAAGCACCACCCUGACUAUGUAUCGUCUGAAGAUGAUUUUGAAGUGGUUGACAGUAUGCAGUGUUUUCCCAUCAUACAUCCUAAAGAUGGCGUUUUUUGACGUCAUAGAAGAAAGGGCACUCCGUGAUGGUGUAGAAACUGUGAUCAAUAAAUGUUCAUCUGAGAGAGACAUGUUAGAACAACUCGUUCUUAGAGCAGACACUUCUUCGGAACCCAUCACUUUAACAUGCAAGGAAUGUGAUCACACUGUGGUACAGGAUGUUUUCAAGAAGUGUGAUGGAUGGCUUUCUAAUCGAUUCGUUCCUUCUUUCUUUAAUCCCCGACAGAAUGUUAUGGGUUCCAAAAUCCUAAAGGAAAACGGAUUCAAAGCGCAAUGUUAUUUGAAAUACAUACUUAAAAUUCUACACGAAAGUUAAAUUGAUCAUGAUGCAAUUUACUUGUUUUGUAAUGGUUCAAAAUAAAUAUUUACACACAUACAUAAA